ACCUUGAAGAAGAAAUUGUUCUUAGAAAUAAUUGGAUCACAGAUGAUAAUAUAAAAGAAAUUAAAUGUCUUAAUAACUAUACAUAUCUCUUCAGAAAUGAAGAAGACAAAUCAACUACGCUCAAAAAUUUUAUGUGUGACUGCUACCAGGCUUCGAUUGAUAACAUAGCAAAAAUAGCCUGUGAGGAGUCCAUAG
Messenger RNA from Racocetra persica, 195 nucleotides. Lineage: Eukaryota; Fungi; Glomeromycota; Glomeromycetes; Diversisporales; Gigasporaceae. The record is from the annotation of a GenBank genome assembly.